AUGGCAGCUAGUUGGGCUGUCAAGUACAUCUGCAGAGCUAAACAAGCUUGUACUGAGUUCACUGGUUCUUCUUCUUGGCUCACUUCUGUGAAAUACUACAUUAAAGACAACUACAAGUUGAUGAGAGGUUCUAGAGACAAGAUCAGAUGGAACAUGUUUGUCUGGAACAGAUUUUCUAUGCUAAAGCACAGAAUCAUAUGCUGGCUAGCUUUACAAGACAGAUUGAAAACCAAAGUAAGGUUGUUUCCCUUAGGCAUUGGUGCUGAUAAUCUGUGUGGCCUUUGUGGCUCACAUCCAGAGACUGGAGCUCAUUUAUUUUUUAAGUGCAAGUAUAGUAUUGAUUGCUGCACUGCCAUUAUGCACUGGCUAGUGAUUGCUGGGGUGGUUUACUCUAUCUGGAAAGCUAGGAACUCUUCUAUUUGGGAAGGGUCUGUCCCUACUGUCAAACACACUGUACAGCACAUUCAGUUUUGUGUAAAAAAUAGAGUUAGUAAACUCAUAGGAAAGAAGAUUAGCACUAGUGAAGCUCAUUGGUUUGCUAGCUUGUAA
Messenger RNA from Spinacia oleracea (spinach), 549 nucleotides. RefSeq lists its product as uncharacterized. The coding region runs from base 1 to 549 and encodes 182 amino acids. The record is from RefSeq and is a predicted model, not a curated record. The transcript is spliced from 2 exons. Lineage: Eukaryota; Viridiplantae; Streptophyta; Magnoliopsida; Caryophyllales; Amaranthaceae.